AUGAAUGGCAAGUCGUCCCUUCCUGGAAAACAAGCACCUAACCUCAACAAUUGCACCCAAUCCCCUCCACACCAGUUUUCUUCCUCCACAUCCUCACCAAAUCCAAUCUCACCUCACUCAGGACAGAACAUCAUCACCCAUUACUUCAACAACAAUGAAGGCUUCACCAUUGAUCUUAGCCCUUACAAACCCACCCAAAUGGUCCCUGAAACACCUACUGAACCAUCCAUUUCCAAGUUACAGUGCACUAUUGUCACCCAACCACUUGAACUUCCACCAAAUUCACCACAUAAACCAUCAUCAUCACUCCAAGCUGCUGAACCUGAAUCUUCAAGCCUUUCUGAGUCCAAUUCAAUAACAAGCUUACUUGCUGACCUAUCCAAACCUAAAACCAAAGAAUCAAGCAAGAUCAAGAGGAAGCUUUCUAGAGAAUGCACAGCAGCACAGAAGGGAAAUCUUCUCCCAAGGGGCACAAAUGAUCCCUCUGAGAGAAUCAACCUUUGGACAGAUAUUGAAAGGCACUCUUCUACCCUCUCAUCUCUCCCAUGGAUCCUUGGAGGAGAUUUUAAUACAAUCAAAGCUCUUUCAGAAAACCAUGGUGGCUCAAAAAAAACUUCCAAAGCAAUGCUUGAUUUCAAGACCUGCCUUCACAACUCCAAUCUUGAGGACUUGAACUACUCAGGAAUCUUCCAUUCAUGGUCAAACAAAAGCCCUGGAGUCUGCAACAUAUCCAAGAAGUUGGACAGAGUUCUCAUUAAUGAAUCUUGGAGCCAAUCAUUUCCCCUCUCCCAUUGUGUCUUCCUCCCACCUAGAAUUUUAGAUCAUUCACCAAUGAUCAUCAAGCUUGUUGUAGCCAAACUCAAAAACCUCAAGCAGCCUCUCAAGUUGAAAUUCUCUAAAAACUUCAGCGCCAUCAAGAAAGAGAUUCAAGCUGCUAAAAACCUUCUCUCAUACUGCCAAAUCAAACUUGAUGCUGCUCUACAUGAUAUUCCAUUGAGGAAUCUUGAGAAACAGCUCUUGUCAUCCUACAGCAAGCUUAAAUCUGAUGAAGAGCAAUCUUACCGUCAAAAAUUAAGGAUUAAAUGGCUAAAGGAUGGAGACUCCAACACAUCUUUCUUCUUUAACUCCAUAUCCUCAAGAAUCAAUAGGAACAAAAUUUCAUCCAUCACUGCAGCUAAUGGUGAAGUCCUUGACACUGCAGAAGCCAUUAAAAGAGAGGUUGUUUCUCAUUUUUAA
Molecule: messenger RNA, 1236 nt
Organism: Cornus florida
Lineage: Eukaryota; Viridiplantae; Streptophyta; Magnoliopsida; Cornales; Cornaceae
Exons: 3
Coding region: 1-1236 (411 amino acids)
Source: RefSeq, a predicted model, not a curated record